Molecule: messenger RNA, 1034 nt
Organism: Ailuropoda melanoleuca (giant panda)
Lineage: Eukaryota; Metazoa; Chordata; Mammalia; Carnivora; Ursidae
Gene: CENPH
Product: centromere protein H
Exons: 9
Coding region: 127-870 (247 amino acids)
Biological process (GO): kinetochore assembly; chromosome segregation; mitotic spindle organization
Cellular component (GO): nucleus; kinetochore
Molecular function (GO): kinetochore binding
Source: RefSeq, a predicted model, not a curated record
GUGGAAGGGGCGGGACGAAGCCUGGCCGUUCUCUGGCCCUUUCCCGGCGUCAGUUUAGUGGCGGGAAAGUCGGGUCCUGAGCCUGCAUCUUUCGGUCCCGGGAGAUUCUUCUUCGCGCCAGUCUGAAUGGAGAAGCAACCCGGAGAGCAAGUGGCCACCGAGCCCGCGGACUCCGGAGCGGGAGGCGGGGAAGGCGGGCCAUCACAGGUCGCUGGCGCCCAGGAAGCGCGUCCAGAGGACCGCUUGACCCUGCUGCUCAGGCUGAGAGCACAGACAAAACAACAACUCUUGGAAUAUAAAUCAAUGGUUGAUGCAAAUGAAGAAAAAACUCCAGAACAAAUCAUGCAAGAUAAGCAAAUUGAAGUUAAAAUUGAAGACCUGGAAAAUGAAAUUGAAGAGGUGAAAAUUGCUUUUGAAAUGAAAAAGCUUGCAUUAGACAGGAUGCAACUUUCAACUGCACUGAAAAAAAACCUAGAGAAAACUAACCCCAGGACUAGUGUCCUCAUGGAUAACAUGAAACAUGUAUUAAAGCUAAACAAAUUAAUAAUGAAAUCACACCAGGAAUCUUGGGAUUUGGAGGAAAAACUGCUUGAUGUUAGAAAGAAGAGGUUACAAUUAAAACAAGCUUCAGAGAGUAAGCUUUUAGAAAUACAGACUGAAAAGAACAAACAGAAAGAUGAUUUGGUCGAUAUGGAGAAUUCAGACAAGAUAAAGACCAUACAACAAAACCUGCAGAUGGAGAUACAAAUUACUACAGUUAUUCAACAUGUGUUCCAGAACCUCAUUUUAGGAAGUAAAGCCAAUUGGGCAGAGGAUUCUGCCUUUAAGGAAACUGUUCUACAGCUUGAGAAGAAUCUCGCCAUGAUCUAAUAAGAAUUCUGUUUUGUUAUUUUUUGUUUAAAUCUAUGAUACAUCAAGUAAAAUUUUUAUUUAGUGUUUUUGGAACUAAUAUUGUAAAGUUUUUGUAGCUUAACACUGUAACAUGGAAUUUGUUCUUUCAAAUAUGUUAAUUAAAGUGGCAUUCUCUAAAAGAA